Verruconis gallopava is the source of this 2739-nucleotide messenger RNA. RefSeq lists its product as uncharacterized. The transcript has 2 exons. Gene Ontology annotation, molecular function: cysteine-type deubiquitinase activity; protein binding; zinc ion binding. Gene Ontology annotation, biological process: protein deubiquitination. The record is from RefSeq and is a predicted model, not a curated record. Bases 89 to 2503 code for a protein of 804 amino acids. NCBI's taxonomy places the organism in Eukaryota, Fungi, Ascomycota, Dothideomycetes, Venturiales, Sympoventuriaceae.
GGCCAUACGGUCGUGCAGCUUCCCUUAGCUUCAGCCUUUCAACCCUUCUCUUCUCCGACUUUGAAUUUCUCUAGCCACAGCCUACGACAUGUCUUGUAAACACGUGGCCGAUGCUGAGCUGCGCCCUCCCUCUCCUUCACAGUCAGUAUACCGCGAAGACUGUACACAAUGCUUCGAUAGCAUCGACGACCCGGCUGGCCUGGACGUUUGCCUGUACUGCUUCAACGGGGGAUGCCCAGACAGCGAACAUAACCACUCGCUGUUGCACGUUCAGAGCAGCGGCCAUCCCCUUGUUCUUAACAUCAAACGCACGCGGAAGAAGGUCAUGCGCGAAGAGCCGCCACAGAAGAUCACGAAACUUGCCAUCGCCGCCGAGACUGAGGAGGAUCGGUACGACACAGUGACAGUGGUCAAAUGUUACGAAUGCGGUGUAGAAGAUGUUGCCAGGAGCUCAGGGAAGAUUGCAGAAGUUGUUGACGGCGUGCUCAAGGCAAACACGUUUGCGCGGCAGGAGGAGAUUAAGGCUUGGGAACAAGAGCUGACGGCGUGCGAGCACACUCUCUGCUUAGAACAGGGCCCCGGUAGACAGAUAGAUAGCCAAUCCCUUGGUAAAUGCUCAAAGUGCGACCUCAAGGAGAAUUUAUGGCUAUGUUUGAGCUGUGGCAACUUGGGAUGUGGGCGUACCCAGCACGGUGGCCUUGGUGGGAAUGGCCACGGUGUGGAGCAUACAAAAGAAACAUCACAUCCGGUGGCCGUCAAGUUAGGCUCUCUGACCGCCGACGGCACAGCCGAUAUCUAUUGCUACGCGUGCGACGAAGAGAGGAUAGAUCCAGAGCUACCAGCCCACCUUGCCAACUGGGGAAUCAACAUAAAAGAUCGACAGAAGACGGAGAAAAGUUUGAAUGAGAUGCAAAUUGAGCAGAAUCUACGAUGGGAGUUCUCAAUGACGACUGAAGACGGCAAAGAACUGCGCCCAAUUUUCGGCCCAGGCUUCACGGGAUUAAAGAACUUGGGCAACAGCUGCUAUAUGAAUAGUGUGCUGCAAUCUUUGUUCGCCUUUUCUGAGUUCAAAGAGAGAUACUUCUUCCCAAAUGAGGCGCCACCGGCAUCUUCGAAGCCAGCAGAAGAUUUGGAAACACAAAUGCGCAAGAUGGCAGACGGCCUACUCUCGGGACGCUAUUCAAAGCCGGACGCAGACAUCUUCAGCACGGAAUCAAGCCCUGAGGUGCCUCAUCAAAAAGGUCUUGCUCCAGCAAUGCUCAAGUUUCUCGUCGGUCGAGGUCAUGAGGAGUUCUCCACGAUGCGCCAACAAGAUGCAUUCGAAUUUCUCCUCCACUUGCUCAAGCUUGUCACUCGGUCUCGGCAUCCUGCACCAUUGCAGGACCCCGUGGAAGCGUUCCGCUUUAUCAUGGAACAGCGACUACAGUGUUUGAAUUGCAAGAAAGUACGCUAUAAGCAGGACGAGCAGGAGAACAUUUCUAUCCCAGUCCCCAUUCGGCGUGUAGCAAAAGAAGAGCGAAUGGAAGAUGUGAGCACAUCGGAUGGCAAAGGCGUUAAAGAAAAGGAAAAGGAGAAGGAUAAUUUUGAACCCGUCACACUCAAGGAAUGUCUUGACAUCUUCACAGCAGACGAGCACGUCGAGCUCACGUGCCCAUCUUGCGGCAGUAAAGAUGGUUUCAAGAAACGGAGCGCCUUCAAAACGUUCCCAAAAAUCCUGGCUGUAAAUGCCCGCCGCUUCGAGCUAGUCAACUGGGUGCCGACGAAGCAGGAUGUCCCCGUCAUCGUGGACGACGCUCCUUUCGCUUUCGAUGCGUAUAAAUCAUCUGGCCUUCAGCAGGGCGAGGAAGAGUUACCUGAAGACGCCGAUUCUGCAAACGCGAAAGACAAGUUUGUGCCGAAUGAAUCAGCACUGGGAGUUCUCGAAGCGAUGGGCUUUCCGCGUGUGCGUUGCGAGAAAGCCUUGCACGCAACGGGUAAUGCAGAUCCUGAAGCCGCUUCAAACUGGCUCUUUGCGCACAUGGACGAUCCCGAUAUCGACACUCCGAUUGAUCUAAGUGGGGGUAGUGGGGGUGCGUCUAGCAAUUCAGCGGAUCCGGAGAAAGUGCAGAUGCUUGAGGGCAUGGGCUUCAACGCUCCACAAGCCAGACAGGCUCUCAGAGAAACCGGUGGAGAUGUAGAGCGUGCCGUGGAGUGGUUGUUCAGUCACCCCGACGCCGCUGGCGAUUUCGGUGAAGGCAAUGCUGAUGAUGCCGAAACAGAAGCUCCCAAGGAAAAGAAAAUUCCAGGAAGUGACUCUUUACCGGCAGAGUUUCAGCUUCAAAGCAUAGUCUGCCACAAAGGGAACAGUAUCCAUGCUGGGCACUACGUUGCAUUCAUUCGCAAGACAGUGCCAGGAGAGGACAAGCCGUCAUGGGUUCUCUUCAAUGACGAGAAGGUGGCAAAGGCAGUUGAUAUCGAUGAAAUGAAGAAAUUUGCAUACGUGUAUUUUUUCCGGCGUCUGUAGACUGGACUAAGGAUUCCAUAAGCAUGUAGUCGCAAGGUAUGAACAGCAUGCUAAGAUGCACAGGAGGUGUUGUGGGGAGUGAAGAUACAACGAAGCAUUGCAGGCGUCUUAUAUGCCCGGCAUAUCAAGCAUUUCGCUAUCGUUAAAAGAAAUAGUUGUGUGUCUGAUUUGAAAACCAUUAUUCACUCAUAGACAUGUCGUUCAAGUUCAAACUCUUGAUCCUGAGAUCAAUUUUG